AUGCAUCCUCUCAUUCAUGUGCAAACGCAAGGCCUCUACGAGCUUCCAGACCCGCUGAAAGAAAUCGCCCUUGUCGCAGUCAGUCGCGACUGCACCGACUUUGAAUUCACACAAUUCGCCAAUUGCUGGAGCACCUCGGACGAACGCACUAAAUCCCUUCUUUCCCCUGCCCUUUUCGCCAUCCUCGAUCCAACCCGAAUACCCCAAGCUACCGAGCUAGCAACGCUUUCUGCUCCUUCAAAGAAGUCCAUUAGUCGGGCAUUGGCGAUUCUGGAGUCACUGUUGUCGUUAACCACCGAGGAGGAGCUUCCCGAGACCAUCUUCGAACUCUCUCCCUCUGUUGUCGCGUGGGUGCGGUUCGCAUACGACUUCCAUGGUCAUGCGAGUUUGGCGGCAGACAACUCGAACGGGGUCCAGACCAGAACGAUGCUCACUAUCUCGAAAUCAGAGCUGCUAGUCUCUUUCAUCCGCUUCAGUCGUCUGGUGGAUGGGAAAUGGAUGGACCACCCAAUGCCUGCCAGUAUUCCCAACGUCCGUAAUCCGUCCGACGUUUUUUGGAACACACCCGGAUUUCUUGCUCUAGUCAUUCAUGCAUGGGCGCAUGCUAUCUCCAACUUGUCGUACCCACUGGACGAGCCGGCCACGGACCUGGUCCUUGACUGCAUGCUCUCGCUUCCCGAAUACUUCGACCACACACAGCUUGACGAAAUGAUCCAAGCAGCUGGCGGCACACUCGACUGUCUCGUUUCUCUCAUCAAGGCCCAUCUGGUGAUGACGCACGCCCUCCCCUUACAUAUCCGCACCGACCGCUAUAUCGUGGCCAUGUUAGCGUAUCCGCUGAUAUUGAUAGUUGGAGCAAAUGACUUGUUGGACUCAGAACAACAGGACUCGGAGUCCUACGAUAUAGUUGUAGCACGCGUUCUUCUGGCGCACAACAUAUUUCCAGACCUCUUCCAAUUACUCUCUAACGCGCUUCAUACACCUCCCCAGCCUGGCGUAUCAACCUUAUCAUGCUGGCGGCGGACCCUCCACCUCGUUAUCGAUGUCACGAAUCUCCUCAUAAGCACUGGACCAGAUGCGUUGCAUGAAGCCCUCCGCCAUGAUAUGAUUCCGCAACUUCUUGCAACAGCGCGUUUCCUGCCUGACAAACAGCUUUCCCGGAAUUUGACACGAUUCAUCCAGAAGCAGUUGCCACGUGGUCUCGUAUACCCAUCCACCCUCCCCUUGAUCGUCGACGGAAUCGAUGGUAUCGAGAAGUCCAACUUGGGAGAAUUCUUAAAUGACCCGAACUCACCACUCUUUCCCCUCUGGUCCCGAUUGAAGAAAGAUGCUGCUUACCAAGAGCGUAUCCUACUUGUUCUUCACAGCCAAGGUGUCCGGGCCCAACUAGUCGCGUGCGACAAUCCACCUGUGGGUCUUAGAGGUCCAACUCCUUUAUUCCGCUCUGCUAAAAUCCUUGCCGCUGCUCUCCAACAGUGCAGCCGCAUCAAGACACGCGACGAAUUUAAACGAUGCUCAGGCUGCUAUCUGCGAAUCUAUUGCUCGAAAGCGUGUCAAACGGUUGAUUGGCGCGAGGGUAACCACCGGUCAAUAUGUGCAGCCACGAAAACAGAAUACACACGGCCAGACGUGCACGCGAUUUUCUCCAAACCCCAGCUUGCAAUGUUCCGUCUCUCUCUGCAUUCCUUCUACACGGACAACAUCCUCGAAGUCCACACCUUCAACAGCACUCUCCGCGAAGAGACCGUGCAGCAACAGCUUCUCGCCAGUCCCAAUUCCGACCCGCGGCCGGUUAUGCUGAACAUCAUAAGUUUUCGGGACGGCGUGCCGCAGAUAAAUCAGCUCGCGAUCCGCUCCGCCUUGACACUCGAGCCUGACGCGCGCAAAGCGUUGCUUCGCGACAUCCCGACCCUGGACGACUGGAUUGACCGCGCGCGGCGGAGCAACGGGCGGAUGCUGCUCCAUAUCAUGGUUGUCCCCAUUGGAGUAUUCAAACACGCAUUAAUUUUUCCGUUGCGCAUGAACAUGGCUUUCUUGGAGGAUGCCGCACUGAGAGCGGCGCGGUCCAUCGAUGGACGGGAGGACUACGAAAGUGUUAUGCAGUUGGCGACAUUGUUCCAGGCAACGAGGCCGCCAGAGAGACUUGUAGCUAUUCACCAGUAG
This is a messenger RNA of Mycena indigotica, 2163 nucleotides long. Its product is annotated as MYND-type domain-containing protein. The transcript is spliced from 3 exons. NCBI's taxonomy places the organism in Eukaryota, Fungi, Basidiomycota, Agaricomycetes, Agaricales, Mycenaceae. The record is from RefSeq and is a predicted model, not a curated record. The coding region runs from base 1 to 2163 and encodes 720 amino acids.